GACGAUUUUGGGAUGAAGAGAGAAGGGCUGAAAGGGUUCGUGAGGAAGUACAAAUAUCAGAAGAGAGGUUUAAAGGCGCAGUAUCAACAAAGAAAAGUAUCAUUUGUUCAGAAAGAUGAAGAUAACAGCAAAAUUAAUCAUGAUGUGAUACAUGAAGCACAGAAACAGUUCUCAACUGGACAAAAGAUUAGGAAAAGAAAUCGCUUUAGAACUCACAGAAUAAGCUUGAACUUAGCCCAAGACAAAAGUACAGAGAGAGACUCUUAUAGUAUUUCUAAAAAGCAUAUAAUGACAAUGAAGAGUCAGGAUAAUUGGAUUAAUGUGAAGGAAAAGCAUAAAGGAAGAAGUUCUGUGGGUAUAAAGCAGGAUGAAUCAGCUCCAAUACCUCUCAAGACGAAGACUCAGAAGAAAUAUUUAACCCAGAAACCUGAAAAGAAGAUUUCAAAAAAUAGUUCUGUGAAGAAUAUCCAGAAAACUGUCUGAAAUAUUCGGAAAUCUAUUGAAAUCCCUAAAGCUUCCAAGCUGCUGAAGAAGUCAAAUAAGAAGAUUGAUAAGAAAGUAAUGAAAGCAAUAAAUAGAGUGUACUCUAAGAUGAAGAUCCACUCCAACCAGCAGCCACUUUUAGUGGAUCUAGUCAAGACAAGAGACCGAUCAAUAACCCAACCCCAUUCUGUUUCAAUCGAGUAUAUGACAGAGAUCAAGAAAAAGUUCAAAAUGAGCCCUCAGAAGAGUCCAGAUUUCAAGCGUUGUAUGUCAGCUAGGAAGACCAAAUUCAGUAUCGACCAAAGCUUUAACAAAUGUCCUUUCAGUAUGAAGAAUCCUGAGCCCAAGAGCACUCAGUCUUCACCAAAGAAAUCUCUUGGAGGAAAAGGUAGAACAGAAUCCACCCAUUUGCAUUUGCUAGAGAACUAUGCACAAAAGCACUCAAAGCUUCUUAAGGAAAAUAUGCACUUUAGAAAAUCUUCAAAAGCCAGGCAGUCCCAAGAGCUGUGCUUGCCUAAGGAUAACGAGAGACAGAUAGUGGACGUCCGGAUGGACGAUAAAGUGCAUAAUAAGCCUCGCUUCAUUACCAUAAAGCAAAGUUCUCUGAAUUGUAAAUCACAAAGAGAAAUUCCCCUUCAAUGCAAAGAAGCAGAGGUUAGGAAGAAAACUGAAGGAGAAGGCUCCUCUGAAACUGAGGAUCUGACACAGCCUGAGACCAGAGCUACAACAGAAUCAGAGUUUGAGAAAUACUUGAAACCUACGCCUCAACCAAAGGGUACUCAUAAAGCUAAUCAUGGCUCCAAUACAAAGGUUGUACCUCAUCUUGCAGACAUUUACUUUAGCAAAACAAUAACAAAGAGAAGAAUCAGAGGCUCCUUUCAAGAGAGAACUAAUUGGGCUAUAAAGUAGAAGCUAAAAGGAGUCAAAACAAGUUAGGAAGCUAUUUAGCAAC
This is a messenger RNA of Moneuplotes crassus, 1435 nucleotides long. The record is from the annotation of a GenBank genome assembly. Lineage: Eukaryota; Ciliophora; Spirotrichea; Euplotida; Euplotidae.